AACGGGCCUAGUCCGCGUCCAGCCGCCAGCCAAUCCCGGAUCAGGUCACGGGGCCCAGACACGGCGCCCGUUCCGUGCCUGUCCUUGAAUUAACUAUCUUUCCCCCGACUUUUGAAGCUUCACCUGCACCUCCUCGUAUGAUGGCUGACUUGCCCUCUCGUCCGACUUCAGGUCCUCCACACACGCGCGAGAUGCAUCCUGCUUCGCACGACCAGGGCCGACGGCCGUCCCUGGGGAGCAGUGGUAGUCCGGUCUUUGCAAAUGGACCCCCGGAUUCGCAUCCGCCAGCCGCGCCCUCGUUCGGGAACCGCCAGAUGCCUCCUCCCUCCUCCCCGCAGCUUUAUCCUCCACGAGCACCAUCUGCUACCGGUACCCAGCCCCCGCCUCCUUCGUACUCGUCGCGCGAGCUUCCUGCAAAUCCCACCCACCGUCCUGGCAGCAGCAUGUCGAUCUCGUCGAUGUUGGGCUCGGAUGCGGAUCGACCGCCGCGCGAGACAGGUCCUGGCUCAAUGUUUCCGCGUCCAGCGGUCUCUGCUGCUCCCUAUAGCACUGGGCCGCCCCAGACUGCCGGUAUCAUGUCUCCGCCGACAGCGCCAGGCCGGCAAGCGUCGAUGGAGCACCCCCUGUUUCGACGAUCGGAGACUCCCGACAGGCUGGCCGCGAAGAACCAACCACCGCCUCCUCGACCAUACCGAUCAAACUCGGGGGAAUCGUCGCAGCCACAGAUGCCCGAUGCGUCUCGAUUUGGUGGAUUGUCGCGACCGCAGCCUUUUUCGCAGUAUCCCGAGAAGCCGGUCCCUGCACGGAUGUCGCCGCAGAUUUCGUCUGCAGAAUCCCCAUACAUGGAAUCCAGACGAUUAAGUCUGAAUGGUCCUAUCCAGCGGCCUAGCAGCCAGCCUCAACAUGGCGAGCCAUCGACUCGACCGCCUACCUUCAGCCCUCUGGUUCGGCCUAAUCCAGGGAUGCCAGAAGCGCCGUCUGGGGUUACACAACGCACGAGUUCCUAUCCGGGAACUGAGACACAAUAUCGAUAUAGUGGACUGUAUCGGGAUCGCCAGCCAGAGGAGCAGGUGGCUCGUAACGGCGAUGGGAGAGGCCCUGAACCAGAAUCCAAGUAUCCUCCGCAGCCCCAGUCCCGAUAUGGAAGCCAGGUCCCCGAGAGGGAAGCCGAAAGACAACACUCUGCUUCGACCUGGGAAGCCCGCUCCCAAACUUUGUCACCUGAAUCAAAACGUUUCCGGGCGCCGGAACCUCCGUCGUUUGGCUUUGGCGCUAUACAGAGCUACACCAAAUCUCUCGGAUCCCAGCUGGGUUCUCGUCCUUCCCCCGGGGUCUCUCUUCAGCCCCGCCAGGAACAGCCGUCUCCCAACGAGUCUGUCUUUGCGGGUAACCAGUUGAGCAAGUUGCAAACGCAGCCGCGGCUGUUUCCCCCGGCUUCUGCUCCGUCUGCUGGACAGCCAUCGUUUGCAGAGGACCAGCGGCGGAAAGGAAGCGAUGAACUACUACAACAUAGGAAUCUUCUAGGCGUGGGUAAUGAUGGCAAACGCGGCGGACGAGCCUCCCCCCUUCCCCAGGCGGUCCAGGGCGCCCAGGCCCAGAUCAUCGGACCGGCCGGUGAAUCGGGCAUCAAGAACGAACUUGGACGAGUCUUCUCUGGCAUCGGGAGCGGCGUUGGUGGUGUUACUGCUCCCCCGCUCAGCAGCGGAGCCUCCACCCCCAUGGCCGCCAGCCCGUUCAAACGAGAGAGCGUCACUGCUCGAUCGGCCAACGGCGACGUGACUGAUGAUGCGAAGAGUGCUCGCGGCGCUGCUGGGCCGGGACGACGAUCCCGGAAGUCCAAGGACGAGGAGGGUCGAUUCGACGCGGACAGCGGCGCUGAGCAGCGGAUGGCCCCAACCGGCCGUCCUAGACGCGGCCGACACGCGCACCACCACCAUCACCAUCAUCAUCAUCAUCGACAGCGAGCCGAGGACGAGGUGAGUGUGACUGGCAGCACCCAUCGUGCGGCAGCCUCGUUGAGUCUCUUCCAUCAGACGUCGACACCCACAGAAGUCUCCGGGCCUGUGCCAGCACAUCAUCACCACCAUCACCAUCACCACCAUCAUCAUGUCCCGCGAGCAGUGACCACUACUGGCCCGCCGCCGCCCAUGCGAGAGCCCAACAUCUUUGUCAACGUGGAGCCGCUCGUGAAGAGCGUAGCCCAUCUGCCACGGCACCACUUGGGUUCUACGCUCUACUCACCCCGUAUCGGGAUUCCUUCACCCAGUGCCAGCCUGGAGAGCGCCAAGUUUGGCUAUACGACGACGCCUGUUCCGAUCCCCCGAUUCGAGGGCAAGGAGAACUGUACGUUUACCGUCCGGGUGCCGCGCUUCCGCAUCGACGCCAGCCACCGCGAGGAGAUCUGUGCGCGACGGGCGCUCUGGGGCACUGGGGUCUACACGGACGACUCGGACCCGGUGGCGGCUGCGAUCCACUCGGGCUUCAUCCGGGGAGAAUGGGGGGACGACGUGGACGUGGAGAUGCUCGAUCUGGAGAUCAAGGAUACCUACCAGCAUGCGCCGCGGGUGACGGCGGACGCUGGUUCGGAAUCCAAGGGGCCUCGCAUCCCGCCGGUGCCGCCGCCGGACAAGGACCUGCACAUCACGCUGGUGAUCCUGCCGCGGCUGGAGCGGUACGACGGCAGCGUGCUGUUCGGGCUCAAGUCGCGGGGCUGGGAGGGCCAGCACGACGGGGUGAGCUUCAAGGUGGACCGGAUCGAGUGGGUGGACGAAGGGGUGGCGCGCGGAGAGGAGCGCAGCGGAGAAGCACGGCGGAAACGCCUGCGCAACAUGAUGCGGUCGGGGCGGAUCUGCACGGGGCCAGGCCUGCUGAAGCUGCGCGACGCCGAGUUGGCGCGGCGGAAGAUGGGCGAGAGUGCAGCGCCGCCGGUGGAAACGGUGUCGUGAUCUAUGAAUCUGUCUUGACUUGUUUUGGAGUUCCUUUUUUUUUCCCCUUGGUCGCCUCGGACGGCUUGGGGUCGCACGGCGUCGAGGCAACGG
Paecilomyces variotii is the source of this 3038-nucleotide messenger RNA. Its product is annotated as histone deacetylation protein Rxt3-domain-containing protein. The record is from RefSeq and is a predicted model, not a curated record. NCBI's taxonomy places the organism in Eukaryota, Fungi, Ascomycota, Eurotiomycetes, Eurotiales, Thermoascaceae. The transcript is spliced from 3 exons. The coding region runs from base 138 to 2945 and encodes 935 amino acids.